Pomacea canaliculata is the source of this 2872-nucleotide messenger RNA. RefSeq names its product ATP-dependent RNA helicase DDX19A-like. Gene Ontology annotation, biological process: poly(A)+ mRNA export from nucleus. Lineage: Eukaryota; Metazoa; Mollusca; Gastropoda; Architaenioglossa; Ampullariidae. Gene Ontology annotation, cellular component: cytoplasmic stress granule; nucleus. Bases 74 to 1537 code for a protein of 487 amino acids. Gene Ontology annotation, molecular function: RNA binding; ATP binding; RNA helicase activity. The record is from RefSeq and is a predicted model, not a curated record. The transcript has 12 exons.
GAAAUUAGCUUUGCUGACAGCCAUUUUCGGCGUCAAUACUCGUGGAGAUUGUGGUGCGCAAAGUUGUGAAAUUAUGAUGGAGGAUUGGGGAGCGCUUGUGGAUAAACAGGAAAAGACCUUGGUAGACAAGGUUGGUACCCUUACAAUUCAGCAAGGUCACUUGCCAUUAGGGGAUGAAUCAACCCUCAGUGCUGCAGCAGUUAGUGUAACACCAUCAAAUGACACCAGUGCUUCUGAAGAUGAAAAAGAAGUUUCGAAGGAGGACCAGUCACUGCUGCAGAAACUUCUGCGGUCUAAACUUGUGCAAGCUAAAACAGACAUCGAAAUUCUACGAAAAGAUCCCAACUCCCCACUUCACUCCGUUAAAUCCUUUGAAGCUCUUAAACUUAAACCAGAGCUUUUAAAAGGUGUCUAUGCUAUGGGCUUCAAUGCUCCUUCUAAAAUUCAAGAGACAGCAUUGCCAGCGCUACUUGCAGAACCACCUGUAAAUAUGAUCGCUCAGAGUCAGAGUGGAACUGGGAAAACUGCUGCCUUUGUAUUGACCAUGCUGAGUCGUGUAGAUAUCAGUCAAAAUUACCCACAGUGCUUGUGUCUGGCCCCAACAUAUGAGCUGGCUUUGCAAAUAGGAGAGGUGACAGAAAAAAUGGCAAAGUUUAUGGAGGAUCUGAAGAUCCGUUAUGCAGUGAGAGGAGGGGAGCGGGUUACACGAGAUGAGCAGUUAACAGAACACAUUAUAAUUGGCACGCCAGGCACUGUCAUGGACUGGGGCUUAAAGUUACGAGCCAUUAGACUAGAGAAAAUCAAGGUGUUUGUAUUAGACGAAGCUGACGUCAUGAUUUCCAUGCAGGGUCAUCAGGACCAGUCAACACGUAUUCAGAAAAAGCUAAGUAGUAGCUGUCAGAUGCUACUUUUCUCUGCAACAUAUGAUCAGACUGUGAUGCAGUUUGCACAGAAAAUUAUUCCAGGGGACCCAGUCAUCAUCCGACUGCGUCGAGAGGAAGAAUCUCUUGACAACAUUAAGCAGUAUUACAUCGAGUGCAACAGCAAGGAGGAGAAGUUCCAGGCUCUGUGCAAUAUAUACGGUACCAUCUCUAUCGGCCAGGCUAUGAUCUUCUGUCAUACAAAGAAAACAGCCUCUUGGCUGGCUGAAAAAAUGACAGCAGAGCACCACACGGUUGGGCUGCUGAGUGGAGAGUUGACCAUUGAACAGAGGGCAGCAAUUAUAAAGCGUUUCCGUGAUGGCAAAGAGAAAGUACUCAUCACCACCAAUGUCUCAGCUAGAGGCAUUGAUGUGGAAAUGGUCACAGUGGUAGUGAAUUUUGAUCUGCCUGUGACUCUGGACUAUAAACCAGACUGCGAGACAUAUUUGCAUCGAAUUGGUCGUACAGGGCGGUUUGGGAAGAGUGGACUGGCAGUCAAUAUGGUAGAUGGACCACGAUCCAUGGCUAUCCUCAAGGCAAUUGAAAAGCACUUUGGACGCAAGAUUGAGAGAUUAGAUGCUGAUGACCUAGAUGAAAUUGAAAAAAUUGCCAGCUGAAGAUGGCCUGUGUUCCUCUGAGAAUAUGAUGUCAGACGUUUAAAAAAAAGCAAACAGUUUAUACGCCUUUUCUGUCAUUUUAUAUGAGCCGUGCUUCAUAAUAGAAGCAGGUUGUCGGUAAGAAAGAGAGCAUUAUUUUGAUUAAGGAUUUGUUCUCAAGGACAUGAUCUGCAGCCUUUUCCCUUAUAUAUGGCUGGGCUGGUGCUGGCUGAUGAGAAAAGGAUUGUAUCUGGUACCUAACACUUUUUAUGGAGAUGUCAAAAAUAAAAGAAAUUGCCUUUGCAGAUUUGUAGAGAAAAUGUCUGCUACCCGGGAGUUUUUUCUGUGAACAGACUGCUGUUUGAAUUGCAGAUUAGCAACUUACAAGAGGUGCAUUGCUGGUGUAUUUUUAAUAAUAUGUUGCAAAAAGAAAAGGUGCCAAGGUGGUGUAAUACAAGAAUGAAAUAAGUGCUUCAUUUUAGUAAUCCUACUUAAUGGAGGGGAUGUGUCAAGUCUGUGCAAAGCUCAUGCAUUCUUGCCGUGAUACUGUGGUGUUAGGUCUUCUGGACAAUAAUUGUCUCUCCAACUUCUCAGCGAGAGUCUGCAGAGAUUUCAAGGAAUGGUUCUCACUCUGUUAAUUCAUAUGGUAUGUGGAGAACCUUACCCGAUCCGUGUGAUGAUGGAGGUUUUUUUAUCAAUUGAUGUCAGUCUGUUAUCCUGUGUCUUAUUGGUUUCAUUUGAAAAAUUUUGGCAGCCUAAUGUGUUCUAAAUUUUGUGACAUUUGGUGUUUGUCAGAUUAAAUAAUGGCUGUAUGAUUUUUAAAAAAAAGGUCUUUCUGUUGGGUUUUUGAAUUCUAGUUCAAAGACAGAAGAGUUUUUACGUUGGGGGAGGGGGGGGAUAGAGUGGUACAUCAUAAAAGAAGGGGAGACAAACUGAAGAUCUGCAGACAGUGCUGUCCUUGGAUCCAGUUACCAUGGGUGGGCCUCGUGUCCUCAAUUGUAUACAGAAAGGCUAGAGUGCCUUACACCCACAGAUGUAUCUGCAGAUAUACCUUUCCUACCUAGAGGUAUUUAGUGCUUUCCGCUUGAAAACUGAACAUCAGAACAUUGUAUCUGAGGUAAUAUUUAAAUAUGUUUGUUUUAUUGCAAGUCGUUUUUAUAUAAAUCUUUAAUCAUAACUUAAAAUGAAGGUAAUGUAGCCUGGUAAAUUAUAUUUUAUAUGAGAUAUGCAAUAUGUGCAUUUCAAAAUGUCACACAACAAUACUUUUAGUUAUUAUGGGGAAAAGUAUUGUUGGAAUCCAACACUGAUCCAAAAUGUUCAACGUUGAAGUAGAUAAUAAAAUUGUGAGGAAAGAUC